Messenger RNA from Uloborus diversus, 1038 nucleotides. RefSeq lists its product as uncharacterized. Gene Ontology annotation, cellular component: cytosol. The transcript has 3 exons. Gene Ontology annotation, biological process: deoxyribonucleotide biosynthetic process. NCBI's taxonomy places the organism in Eukaryota, Metazoa, Arthropoda, Arachnida, Araneae, Uloboridae. The record is from RefSeq and is a predicted model, not a curated record. The coding region runs from base 1 to 1038 and encodes 345 amino acids. Gene Ontology annotation, molecular function: ribonucleoside-diphosphate reductase activity, thioredoxin disulfide as acceptor.
AUGAAUAACUAUGAUUUAACUGACGCAAAGAAGACCCUUAACGAAGGAUUUGCUAAAAGAGCAAAUAUGUUUAAACUGAGUACUACAGUGGAUAUGAUAGGGCGUCUGCAUGUUGACAUAUUUCAUCAAGAUCGACUCAUGCUUAAUAUGGUGGAUAUGAAAAUCAAGCUUAUACGAAGCAAACCAGAGUUUUGCUUAUUGGGAGAUGGUAACUUUAAAGUAGUCCUCGAGCAAGCAUCGAUGUUUGUACGGAAAGUUCGAGUCAGCCCUGGCGUAGUGUUGGGGCAUGCUAAAAGCUUGGAGAAGACGACAGCCAAGUAUCCUAUUAACAGAGUUCUGUGUAAAGUAUAUUCCAUUGCUGGAGGAAACAUGAGUUUUGUGCAAGACAACAUCUUUACUGGACAAAUGCCAAAGCGCUUGGUCGUAGCCAGUGUUGACAACGAUGCUUUUAAUGGAAGCUAUAAAAAGUCACCAUUUGAAUUCAAACACUAUGAUAUUAACUUCAUCGGAGUUUACAUCGACGGACAACCGAUGCCUCAUAAUCCAUUGCAGCCUGAUUUUACCAAUAAAAACUAUAUUCCUGCAUUUAACAAUUUAUUUUGCACUUCAGAAGAUCGAGGACUUUAUUUGUCAAGAGAAGAAUUUCCCGACGGAUACUGCUUAUUUCAUUUUGAUUUGUCCCCUGACCUGUGUGAUGUAGCUCAUUUAAAUCUCGUUCGACACAGUAAUUUAAGACUGGAACUUAAAUUUAAAGUGCCUCUACCUCAAACCAUUUCCUUAAUGGUGUAUGCCGAAUUUGAAAAUUUGAUUGAAAUCAACAAAGCUAGAAACAUCUUGUACGAUUUCGAUGUUAAUACUGAUAAGCAUACUGAACCAGGAACUCACUGGAUUGCCCUCUUUAUAGAAAACCCUCAAACAGUUGAAUUUUUUGACUCCUAUGGUUUAUCUCCUCAAGCCUAUGGCAAUCAUAUUACAAGAUUUGUGAAGGAAUAUGGACAUGUAAAAUGGAAUCAAGUACCUCUUCAAAAAAACCAGUGA